AUGCCGAAGCGUAAGCGUAAGGACGACGAUGACAGUGAAUAUCUACGGGAAAAAGUGCGAAAAUUGGAAAAAUCACUAAGAAAACGGAAAAGAAAUUCCAGUUCCCGCCACCGCCGUCGUACCAGGGUAGUGUCUUCCAGCAGCAGUGAAGGGGGCCCACCGCGGCCCUCGCCUCCGCGUUCAUCACCGCCACGGGCCGCGCCACCGCGGUCCCCGCCGCCGCCGCCGCCGCCGCGCAGGAGCGAGUCGCCCGAGCCCGGGGACGAGUGGGAGUACGACCCCGGAUCACCGGUCGAGUGUCCCAGCAGCGGCCCACAGGAUGAGCUCGAGACGACAAACACAGAGGGCGCUCCAAAAGAUGUCCCAGUGGCAGGCCCAUCCCGCAUACACCGACCAGCCAGUGCCGCGCCGAGUGCCGCGCCCGCCGCCGGGCCGCCGCCGCCGCCGCCGCCGCCGCUGGAGGGAGAGGACGACGUGGUCGUUCUGGACGACGAGAUGCUCGAGCUGCUCGGCCAAGCGCCGUGUAAGGACAAAAAAUAUGGCCCAAAAAUUCGGAGGGACCUCGCACUACGGUGGGAGUUUGUGGCCACAACGGGGCUGACAAAGGAGGAGCGUAAGGAGCUUCUCGACAGACAUCUAGUUCCAGAAAAUUGACAAAAAAUAGAUGCACCGCUUUUGAAUGCAGAAAUCAAGGCAGCCUUGUUAGACAAUCCUAUCAAGAAAGACAAGGCCAUUGAAAAUAAGCAAGGUCGUAUCAGCGCCGCAAUAUCAUGCAUAGGGGAGGCUCUUACAAAAAUAUUUGCUCAGAGUAAUAAAGAUACGUCGGUGGUAAAAUUACUUAUCGAAGCUGGGCCCCUUGUGUGUGAUCUACAGCAUACCGAGUCAAUGAAUAGACGUAGUUUCAUAUGUUCCGGUAUUAAGAAAGAAAUUAAGGAUCACAUAUAUGAAACUGAUAUCGACAGAUAUCUAUUUGGCGAAAAACUCGCACAAACCCUUAUUUCUGCCAAGGCGAUCACCAAGUCGGGAUCUGAAAUAAAAAUAAGUUCCGCAAAGAAUAAUUCUUCUGCUUCGAGGUCAAAGUUUCCACGUCCUUUAAACUCGAAGCCCCCACUCCCGUACAACGCGGGUGCGGCAGUGGGCCGCUGGCAGCAGGGAGCGCCGCGCCAGCCGGCGCACGCGCCCCCUCGGCGCCGCCCCCCGCCCCCCGCGCAGACAUCGCGGGCACCGCCGCCGCCGCCGCUGCCACCGCAGCAGCGCUCACAGUACCGCGCUCCACAGCGGCGCCAGUAGAUACGGUAUGUGGAAGACUUCGCUCGUUUUAUAAUCAGUGGAAAAUUAUAACCAAUGACCCUGUAAUUCUAUCCUGGAUUCGGGGGUAGCAAAUACCGUUUACGGAACCUCCUAUUCAGUCGCACAAACCGGGAAGCCCAUAUUGUUCGCCGUCUGAUAUUAUUGAAUAUAAUAAGGCCAUUAAUGACUUAUUAGCAAAAGGGGCAAUAUCCGAAUGCGUACCGGUAGAAGGCCAAUAUCUUUCUAGUUUUUUUCUGACCGAAAAACAAAAUGGCAGUAAAAGAUUUAUACUAAACCUAAAAUCACUAAAUAAAUAUGUGUCAACACAACACUUUAAGUUAGAAGACCUAAGAACAACACUAAAAUUAAUUACGCGGGAUUCAUUCAUGGCGUCGCUAGAUUUAAAAGACGCAUAUUUUUUAGUACGGGUCUCCAAAUUACACAGAAUCUAUUUGCGCUUUCAGUGGCAACAACGAACAUACGAGUUUAAUGUACUACCCUUCGGGUUAAGUACAGCACCCUUCGUUUUUACAAAACUGCUCAAACCAGUCAUGUCUUUGCUCAGAUCCCUUAACUUUUUAUCUACUAUUUACAUCGACGAUAUCUGCUGCGUUGGCAGCAACUAUGACAACUGUCUUAAUAACCUUUCUCAAACAAAACAGAUAUUAGAGUGUCUAGGUUUUAUCAUAAACGAAGAAAAAAGCUGUAUGAUACCACAGAAGUCCUGUAAAUAUCUUGGCUUUAUAAUUGACUCAGAAAAAUUUCACAUAAGAUUAACUGAUAAGAAACGCAAACUAAUUAAACAGGAGCUAUUACAAUUUAAGAAAAUCAAACGUUGUACAAUCCGAAGCUUCGCACGAUUGGUUGGUCUUCUCACAUCUGCUUGCCCUGCCGUCCAAUAUGGCUGGCUUUACACCAAACUAUUUGAACGGUGUAAAUAUCUUGCAUUGUUAAACUCGGACGACUAUAACUCGUACCUAAGCUUACCACCUGAGUUACAAAAUGAUUUCGAUUGGUGGCUAAAAAUCAUCGACAAUGCCACUAACCCUAUAAGGGAUGAUAUUUAUAAAAUUGAAAUAUUUUCUGACGCCAGCAAAACAGGGUGGGGGGUGGCAUGUGGUGAGGAGACCGCCAAUGGUCGGUGGUCUGAAGAAGAGAGCCAGCAGCA
Messenger RNA from Plutella xylostella (diamondback moth), 2458 nucleotides. The record is from RefSeq and is a predicted model, not a curated record. Lineage: Eukaryota; Metazoa; Arthropoda; Insecta; Lepidoptera; Plutellidae.